AUAGUUCACAGUUCAUGCUAUUUUUGUGAGACUUUCCAUUUUGAGCCUUAGAGCAUUCCCUCUCCCAAAAGAAAAAGACCACGCAAUGAAAUCAAAAGAGAAUACCAACCCCACAGUACGGACAGUUUACAUUACAAUUUUCGUGGUUAAUAUUAUUUUUGUGCGAUAUUCCUAUAUAGUUGUUGGUUCAUCGAUUGCUUGCAAUUAAUAAUCCCCAGAAAGAAAAGGUGAUAAAUGAUUACGAGAUUUCUCUAAGUAAUUAUAUGGAUCGGAUUGUUUACAGAAUUUUAUUGCAAUUUGGCAGAUUUAAUUCAACCAUACAACGAAGAUGCCGUUCCUCAUCAUGAAAAUGUCGAGGAGGAUGUGAAACUCAUGGAGGUGGUGGAAUUCCCUUCGAUUAGUGUAGAUUUUGAGGCUAAUGGAGAGGAGGAGAAGCUGGACAUCAUUGUCGGGAGGUAUAAUGUCCAUACCACAUACUUGGCUGUGACUGAACCGGAAGCCGACGAAAAGUCUACCGGCGAUAAGAAUGCUUUCAUGGCCAGUGUUUUAGCUCGUUAUGUAGAGAGCCUCGCUGAAAGAACCCGUCACCAGUUAGGGUAUCAACUUAAUUUGGAUUUGGAUUACGGGGAUCUCAAUCAAUUGCUGCAUUUCCACAUUAACAAUGCGGGUGAUCCAUUUGUUGAGGGGAAUUUAGGUAUCCAUUCGAGGCAGUUUGAAGUUGGCGUCUUGGAUUGGUUCGCCGGGCUGUGGGAAAUCGAGAAGGAUAGAUACUGGGGUUAUGUCACCGGCGGUGGGACUGAGGGAAAUCUUCACGGAAUCCUGGUCGGAAGAGAACUCUUUCCAGACGGAAUUCUGUAUGCAUCCAGAGAAUCUCAUUACUCUGUUUUUAAGGCCGCAAGAAUAUGCAGAGUGGAGUGUGUAAAGGUGGAAACUUUAGCCACUGGGGAGAUAGACUGUGCUGAUUUCAAGAGGAAACUAUCCGUGAAUAAACACAAACCAGCCAUUGUCAAUGUAAACAUAGGAACAACAGUCAAAUGUGCUGUUGACGAUCUUGAUCGUGUCAUAAAAAUCCUUGAAGAGUUCGGGUUCUCUGAAGACAGGUUUUAUAUCCAUUGCGAUGGAGCUUUAUUUGGAAUGAUGCUGCCGUUCAUCAAACAUGCGGUACCAAAAGUUUCAUUCAAGAAGCCUAUUGGAAGUGUAAGUAUUUCAGGCCACAAAUUUCUUGGUUGUCCAAUGCCAUGUGGAGUACAGAUCACCAGAUUAGAGCACAUAAACACGCUUUCAAACAAUGUGGAGUAUCUUGCAACAAAGGAUGCCACAAUCACGGGAAGCAGGAAUGGACAUGCUCCCAUCUUUCUGUGGUACGCCCUUAACCGGAAAGGGUACAAGGGAUUGGAGAAUGAAGUUCAAAAGUGUCUAGCAAAUGCUCGCUACUUGAAGGACCGACUUCGAAAGGCUGGGAUCAGUGCCAUGCUGAAUGAGCUGAGUAAUACGGUAGUGUUCGAGCGACCGCGCAAUGAUGAGUUUAUCCGUCGAUGGCAACUUUCUUGCGAAGGAAAUAUAGCGCAUAUCGUCGUGAUGCCACAUAUCAACGUCGAGAAGCUGGAUAACUUCUUAGAUGAAUUCGUCAAGGGACGAUCGUUAUGGGAAUGUGGGGAUUCAAAACUGUUUAUGCCCUCUUCAUCAGCUAUGAAAAGGGCCUUUCAUGUUUCUGAUCAUUGGGGCUCAAUAAGAAAGGACAGCAUGCACAUUGCCAAUGCUUUCCAACUGUGGGAUGAUAAAUUCAUAGGAGUGUUUUUGUUUUUCCUCUUUGGCGAUGAGGACAUCAAAAUCGGAGCAAUUGAGGAACAGAGAUUAGUCCGUAGGGCGGAGAUUUCGGCAGCGCCAAAGAAGAAUGAUCUUUCCACCAAGUCGCUCUCUGAAAGCCAAUGGAUUUUGGUCUACACCAUCAUCAACAAUGUCUUCUUGUGGGCCCAACCCUUUAAUAGAAACACAAAAGAGCCCAAUCCCAAUUCCUCACUUCCAAUCGUUUUCUCCAGCCCUGUCGCCGUCGGAGAGGUAGAAGAUGAUGAUGGCGAAGAGGAAGCCGUAUGUGGGGAAGUACCAAAGGCAGGAUCAGAGGAUGAUGGGGACGGUAAAAAAGAUGAAGGAGAGAAUGGUUCAACGGUUAAGGUGAGAACGAAGGUUGUGGUAUCUGGUGGACCCGGACAACCCUCAUCUGAAAUAUGCAAAAAGGUCGGUGUGGCUAUUGAUGAGGAUGGCUUGAAACCUGAGCAAGAUGUUUGUGAAAAGACUCAGCUGGAAGUUUCCCAAGCAAAACGUGACGAGGUGGUGGAAUUCAGGGACAAUGUCGUCUUCAAUGUAUAUGAAUAUUCCCCUGAACUCGGUGAGAAGGAGAAAAUGACAGGAGAGGACUGCGAUAGAUCUAAACGCCCUGUUGCCCUUCCUGGGGACAUGGAUUUCUUUCUUGCCGAUUGUGGAGAUGAUGCUGAUUUAUACCCUAGGAGAGAGAAGGGAACCACAUCUUUAGCUUUUCUUUUUGAACACGGGGUUAUGCUAGCGUUGAAUCAUUCCCAGAAGUCGCCUGUCCCAAAUGUUAUUAUAGUUGACUCCCGCAUAGUUGUCACUAUUUCGGGAGGGAGCGAAAAUUUGCUCAAACAUAUGAAAACAAAGUGCAAUGAAUACAAAGGUGAGGAGGGGAGAAGAAAUUCUGUUGCUGAUACAGCAAAGUUGCUGGCUGUCUGUGAUUGUAUGGCAACUGGAGGUCUGCUGAUCGGAGGGUGGGAUGAAAAGGGGACUGCUGUCCUGUACCACGUGAACUGUUUGGGGACAGUGGAAGAUGUUGAAGACAAAAGAAACUGUUAUGGGAGACCAUUUAGCUGGAAAGGUUGGGCCACUGGAUCCGCUGCAGCAGCUGCUCAUGUAUAUCUGGAAAAUGUGUAUGUAUCAUCAUAG
Molecule: messenger RNA, 2955 nt
Organism: Oldenlandia corymbosa var. corymbosa
Lineage: Eukaryota; Viridiplantae; Streptophyta; Magnoliopsida; Gentianales; Rubiaceae
Source: the annotation of a GenBank genome assembly